Messenger RNA from Lingula anatina, 1616 nucleotides. RefSeq names its product BAG family molecular chaperone regulator 2. Gene Ontology annotation, molecular function: adenyl-nucleotide exchange factor activity; protein-folding chaperone binding. NCBI's taxonomy places the organism in Eukaryota, Metazoa, Brachiopoda, Lingulata, Lingulida, Lingulidae. Gene Ontology annotation, biological process: protein stabilization. The record is from RefSeq and is a predicted model, not a curated record.
UUGCUAUUAACGAUAGGUAGCGCUUAAUGGCUGUUUCCGGUUUCUGUUCCACGAAAUUAUAGAGCAACGCUCCGUCAAGAUAAGUGUUGUAAUGAAUGGCAAUUGGUGAAAACGAUAUCGUUCACGAGAACAAUAUGGAGAUAUCAGAAGAAUGCAGCGAUUCUCCCAACGAACGCUUCAUUUCGGUGCUUGACGAAGUGGAACUUAGAGUUGAGGGAUUGAGGCAGCAAGCAUUGGCGGUUGAAAAAGAAAAGGAAAGUCUUUUGCAGACAUUACAUUGUCUGCAGCAAAACCCUGAAUUGUAUAAGGUUACCCACGAUGAAAGAGAGGAAAUCAACAUAACUGCUGAGCGCCUUAUUUGCCGUUGUUUAACAGUGGACGUAUCUGUCACAAUUCCACGGACACCAGCCCAAGAACAGGCCUUACAGCAGUGCCAACAAAUGAUCCGUGAACUUGAAAUUCAAGUCCGAGAAAAAUGUAAAAGAUCUACUGAAAUUGUACAGACAUACAUGAAUGCUUGUCUCUCUGAACCCAAGGGGCCAGUAGAUCAAAAAUUCCAGAGUGUUGUUAUAGGUUGCACUGUGGAUGAUCAAAAACAAGUGAGAAAAAAAUUGUGUGAAUGGAGUCGGGUGUUAGCAACAAUGAAAUCUGAAGAAUCAAAUAAUGUUGAAGGUGCUCAUAAUCUGGGUGUAAAUGGUGAAGUCUACAACACAGACUGAUGUGUAUCUUAUCAUAACACUUAUAUAAGCACCUGCCAAUGUAUAAAAUUAGUUAUUCAUCAAGCACUCUUGCUAAAUUCUACUAACACGGAGUCAUUUCAUGUCAAAUAUUUUUACAUGACCAUUUUUAUACCAAAUUGAACUCAGGAACAUGUAACAUAGAAUACAUGAGUGAUGGGGCAAAUUUGCCUUGGUGUAUUAAUCAGCAGAGAUUUUUGUGGUGCACUGUCAUUCUUGAUUCAGCCUUCCUUACCAUGAGAAGAAUGUGCUAAUGAAUAUAAUAAUGGUUGAGGAAACAAAUAUUGACUUCAACACUUACAGUCUUCUGAAAUGAAAGACAGCAUAUUCAACAUUUCUUUGAUUUGAAGUGUAACAUAGUAUAAUGGUAUGAUUGACUCUACAAACUGGAAGAAAACAUUUUUCUUAUUGUGUAUGCUAUUAAUGAUGAAUAAUAUGUCACGUGUCAGUCUGCAUAUCAAGGUUUCUGUAAAAUGUCAGUGUCUCUUAAACAGUAAUGAUUGUAUGUUCUGCCAACUUACAUUGUAAUCUGGGGCUUGUGCUUGGUGGAGAAUACUGUUUUUUAUUCUUAAACCAUUUUAGUUUUUAAAAAGAUAAAGCUCCACGUGUUGUUGGUCUUGCUGUAUUCAUCUGUUUAACUUUAUACAUACAGUGUAUGUAAUUGGUUUUAACAGACUGCCCAGUUUAUAUGUUCAUAUAAUUUUGCAUACAGCUGAACUUAUUUCACAUUCCCUCUGGGCAUCUGACUGUAUAUGAGCAAUCCAGAAACCAUCAUACAUAGCAAUAAUAAUAAUAUGUCACCUGCAGUAUAUGUUGUGUUCAAGAGUCUGUUUAUAUUGUCAGCUUUUAUCUCAUAAAAUAUGUUUAUAUGGACACUUA